GUAAAUCGCACAUACAUACAUAUGUUCACGCCUGAGAACUACAACUGUGUACCGGAAGUAGUCACGGCUAAAACCUGUAGUGACGUUUGUUUGUGAAAGACAAAAACAGUGGGCGCACACGCAAGGUAUGUUGUAUUUUUGGAAGCGAUCUGACCGGACCUGAAGACCGGACACUGAAGUCGAUCGUACCGCAAGGUGAACCAAUGCGAGCGGGUUGAAAGAUCGCAAGUCACGGUUGUUUUUCUCCAAACGUAGAGCAAAGGAGUUUGACACCCGCGGGUGCCCGGAGCGAGUAGGGAACAAAACAAACUGUCACUCUGCUCCACCACGCUCGACUGGCUUAAUCAUCCUCACACAAGUCGACCUUUUCGUCCUGACUGAGGGAGGAUUUAAUUUUCUUGUGUGGUUGGUGCAUCAAGCUCAUUAAUAAAAAGCCGAAUUCUCCUCUGGGAAAUUUGGAGCGUUACGUCACAAGCGACCGUAAAUUGUCACGCUACUUUAGCUUGUAGCUAGCCUGAAUUGGAUCCAAUCUGCAGAAUGUUGCCACGGUUCUGAAGGGUUGGUUCGUUUCGUCACACAUUAGAUGUUACGGUUAAUCCAGUGAGUUGACUGAGUAGAGAAUGUGAAGCGCAAUCAUGGCCAAUUUGGAAGCUUACCGGGAGUACCAGAGGAUUGAGGACCUGGAGGAGGACUCUCCACCAGGAGAGGAGGAUUUGCUACUCCAUGUGCCCGAAGGCCUGAAAGAUUCAUGGCAUCACAUCAAGAACUUGGAUAACUUCUUCACUAGAAUCUAUCAUUUUCAUCAAAAAAAUGGCUUCGCCUGUAUGAUGCUUUCGGAGUUCUUUGAGCUUGUUCAAUUUUUGUUUGUCGUCACUUUCACGACGUUCUUGGUCAACUGCGUGGAGUAUGAUGUCCUGUUUGCUAACCGAGCUGUCAAUCACACGGGUCACAACCCGUUGGACCGGAGCAAGGUCACCAUCCCCGAUGCACUUUUGCCCAGCCAGCAGUGCACUCAAAGCAUUCAAGAAAACAGAUGGAUCAUAUUCCUUCUAAUUAUGGCGACCGUCUUCUGGAUCUAUCGACUUAUCAAAGUCAUUUGCAACGUUCUGAGCUACUGGGAGAUUCGUCAGUUCUACAUUAAAGCACUGAAGAUCAGAAUGGAUGAACUAUGCAACUUCACAUGGCAGGAAGUCCAGGAUCGUCUCAUCAGCCUGCAGCGAGAGCAGCAAAUGUGCGUCCACAAGAAAGAACUGACAGAAUUGGACAUCUAUCAUCGCAUCUUGCGCUUCAAAAAUUACAUGGUUGCCAUGAUCAACAAAUCUCUGCUUCCCGUGCGGCUGCAGCUCCCCCUGUUGGGCGAUGUAAUCUUUCUCACACAGGGCUUGAAGUACAACUUUGAACUCAUCCUCUUCUGGGGCCCUGGCUCUCUGUUCCAGAACAAAUGGAACCUGCACCCCAAGUACAAGCGCAGCAGCAAUCGGCUGGAGCUGGCACAGCAGCUCAGCAGGGUCAUCCUGCUCAUGGGUGUGGCCAAUCUGCUGCUAUGUCCCUUCAUUCUGGUGUGGCAGGUGCUCUACGCAUUCUUCAGCUACACCGAAAUCAUUCGGCGCGAGCCCGGGAGUCUGGGCGCGCGCCGCUGGUCCCUUUACGGUCGACUGUACUUGCGCCACUUCAACGAGCUGAACCACGAGCUGCAUGGACGCUUGGGUCGAGGCUACAAGCCCACGUCCAAAUACAUGAAUUCCUUCACGUCGCCGCUGCUCACCGUGCUGGCUAAAAACGUCGCCUUCUUCUCGGGCUCCGUGUUGGCCGUGCUUAUUGCGCUCACUGUCUACGACGAAGACGUCUUGACUGUGCAGCACAUUUUGACUGGCAUCACUGUGCUAGGGGUGGUUAUCACUAUCACCAGGUCCUUCAUCCCAGACGAGCAUAUGGUUUGGUGCCCAGAACAGCUGCUGCAGUGCAUGCUGGCCCACAUCCACUACAUGCCGGACCACUGGAGGGGCAACGCUAACAAGAGCGAAACCCGUGACGAGGUGGCACAGCUGUUUCAGUACAAAGCGGUGUUCAUCCUGGAGGAGCUGCUCAGUCCCAUCGUCACACCCUUUAUCCUCAUCUUCCUGCUAAGGAGCAAGUCUCUGGAGAUUGUCGAUUUCUUCCGGAAUUUCACAGUGGAGGUCGUCGGUGUGGGAGAUAUAUGCUCCUUUGCGCAGAUGGACAUCAGACGCCACGGGAACCCAACUUGGCUGUCUGAGGGCCAGACGGAGGCAUCUGUGUACCAGCAGGCCGAAAAUGGCAAGACGGAGUUGUCACUCAUGCAUUUCACCAUUAAGAACCCACACUGGCAGCCACCAUUGGAAAGCUCUGUGUUCAUCAGUCAUCUCAAGGAGAAGGUACACCACGAUGCGCAAAGUGGUCCGUCUCCGCAGCUCUUGCUCUCUGAGGCGCCGCUAUGCACAUCACUGCAGUCCAAUGAGUCCGGUACUGGGCCUGAUAAUCUGCUUGCCAGCGUCUUGGCACACCCCGUUCUCACUGCGUCAGGACUACAAGGCAGAGAUCACCGCUUCAUCCCACCGAGCACGGCAGCGUCAGCGGCCGCCAGUGUCCUUGCCUCUUUGUCUACUUCUCAGCUGCCGCACACAGGCCGGGGCCGCUCGCAACGCCACCAAGGGUCCUUCUUACAUCCAGACAGUACUAUGUACCACAGUGAUCGAACUGUCAUAGACAGUAUGUCAUUCAGCGACAGCCAUUUACGGAGCAAUACGCUCCACUCGGAGUUUGCCUCAGCAGAGAUGAGCCUUCACGCCAUUUACAUGCAUGAGCUCCACCAGCAGACGUCACACCCUCAGAGAAAUUCAGGGCAAUGGCAUAGCUCGGUGCCAAUGACAGAGCUCCACAGUCACACUGGUAACCCUGCCCAUGUUAGUUCAACGCCGUCUUUGGUCACACCAGUGCACCUUGGUGGGUGGCAAGAAGAAGAGGAAGAAGAUGAAGGUGAAGAGGAGAUAAACAGUGGCUCCACUCAGAAACAAGACACCAGGACUUGAAGUGCCUUACGACAUAAGUGUUUACAUUUUACUUUUCUCAAUGAACACUGUGGCCUUAGAAAAUUUUCAGCACGGACCUUUAAAUCCUUCCUUUUGUCACGAGGACUUCUCAUGAAGAAACCACUAUCUUCUUCUGCACAGCCAUCAGGGAAGCGUUCGUAUUUUUAUUUUAUCAAGAUGAAGUGUGUGCGUGUAUGCGGGCAGACAGCAUGGUGUAUUUAUAAAACCACUGAUGGAAAAAAAACGCCAAAAGCUCUAUAUGCACAAUUCAAGUGUUGGUAGUGCACAUCACAAGCAUCCAUUAAGUUGUUACGCUGCAUUAUUUCCGCUUGGGUGUAUCAUAGUGAUGUGUAAAUACUUGAAGAGUCCACAUUGUUUCUACACGAACAGUGCAGUACUCAUACUGCUAGAAGAGUAUGUGGCUGAAGGACUUGAUCAGUGACUUCACAGUUUUGUUUCUCACUCAUAGAUUUGGUUCAGUAUUAUCAAGUCUUUUACUUAGUAAUAUUUGGAUGGUUACUGGGGAGCUGGAGCUUAUCCUUGGUGACUUUCGGGCCUGAAGCAAAACAUGAAAAGGACAUGCAAAUUGCCCACACAGGAAGGCCGGGAUUUCACCCAUGAAUCCCAAAACUGUGAGGCAGGUGUGCUUUACAUUUCAACUUUAUUGAAGAAGUUUUUUGUAAAAUUAUUUUUACACGACUUUAGUCUUUUGGUUUUUUUUCAGUGAACCUCAUGAAGCAUGCGUGUUAAUUAGAAUAGACAUAUUCCCUCUGAAUGAACAAUUUCUCCCCUGAAAUUUCUUGGUUCACUUGGACCCGACAAAUCCUUUAACCUGCUAUUUUUUUUUUUUACUUCUGAUAUGUAUGUUAAAGAUAAGUAUUUUAAAAAGAUGUUUAAUUUAUCUUUCUCGUGACUAAAGACUAACCAGGCCUACAAAAUUGAGUGCCUAUAAAGAUAGGACUAAAUGACAUUAUGUUAGAGUAGUUCAAUAUCAGCACACACAUAAACUUGACUUAUUUAAACCACAUACUAUAUUGUAUUAAGGCUUUGAAUAAUUUUCAACAUCCUGAAUGCUAAAAAUUUCGGCCUCCUUAUUUAUCUCUCUGUGGAAGAACAAAUGCUUCAUGAUGCUAACAUAAUCUCAGUAUUUUGCACUUCUUUAAAAGCAUAAUUGUACAUAGACAUAUGCACAGCUCAUACAACAGCUCAGAAAGGGAUCUGAGCCACCACCUCUAUAUGUUUGUAUAUAAAGACUCAUUUUAUAUCGGCCAUAUUGAUGAGGUAGCCGUUUGCUUACAUGUUUGUUUUAGGUUUAGUUUUUUUUUGGGUGGUUGUGUACAUGUUGCCUCUUACAAUUCGUAAAAGACACUGGAGUUCAAUGUUGUUAUUUUUUUUAAUAGCAGUGACACCUCACUGCUGGUGUUGUCCUUUUAAUUUGAAGCAGUGCCUUAGCAUUAAGGAGUCAUUUUAUCUCAAGUCAUAUAGGAUUUACAUUAUUACAGUAAAUAUUCUGUAGUAAUGUGCUCUUAUUAGGUCACUGUGUUUAGUAAUCAGGUGAAAUACUGAAUUUACUUAAAUAGUGGCUCCAAUAAGUCAAAUAAUUGCCUUCCUCAAAUUAGUUUUCAGGUAUGGUAUCUAUCUGCUUCAGACAAACACUAACUAACACAUCCGUAAAAUAUAUGCAUUUGCCCAUUUAAUGCAAAUAAACUCCUCUCUGACCUCACAGAGAGCAAGAACCAAUUAGUUAGUGGUUUGUCAUCCACUUAAGACGAUAAACCCUUUCCUCAAAUAAACGUCCUGCCCCAAUUAGUUGGCAGGUUCAUCAUCCACUUGUGCAAAUGUAAGCUGUUUGUUUGUCUAAAUACGAUGGACUUAAAUAAAUGCGGCUAGUAAGAAGACUGGCAAAGAAACUGACGACAUACACGUUUUAUCCCCCCCCCCCCCCCCCACAUAAAUCUGUCUGAAUUUGUACUGUCUUGUCAUUUACUGGCAUCAUCAGCUUUACAAUAGAUAACCUCACAAAGACACGCCAGUCCAGUGACACAAUGAUCAUUAUAAGGUGCUAUAUGUUUUCAUGCUGAAAUACUACAUGGGUUUUACAGCACGCUCUGUGUGUUAAACACUAGCUGAUUAAUGCAACUUGCCAAAAGAAUUUUUUCAACACUGUGUCACAAUAUUCGUUAGUUUAUGUUUAACAGAUGCAUCUUAAUUGAGCUUUAUUUUUUUGUGUGUGGUUAUUGAUGCUGUGAUGUCUAUUUGAAAUAAAACAUAUUUCAAAAAUUUGUGAU
Messenger RNA from Corythoichthys intestinalis (scribbled pipefish), 5335 nucleotides. RefSeq names its product autophagy related 9B (gene atg9b). NCBI's taxonomy places the organism in Eukaryota, Metazoa, Chordata, Actinopteri, Syngnathiformes, Syngnathidae. The record is from RefSeq and is a predicted model, not a curated record. The coding region runs from base 636 to 3047 and encodes 803 amino acids. Gene Ontology annotation, cellular component: autophagosome; phagophore assembly site. Gene Ontology annotation, biological process: nucleophagy; autophagy of mitochondrion; protein localization to phagophore assembly site. The transcript has 14 exons.